AAUAAAGAAGCGGUUGAAGAAAUUUAAAUAUACCUAAGAGGAUUUUAAUGUCUCAUGUUCAGUGUUUCUUUUAUAUACAGAUCACUAGCACACAGAAAUAUUACAAGUAAUCCUUUUAAUUUUACUUUACCGCCCUGUUAAAAUUUGUUCACAUUCUGCAGAAAGAUCUGAAAUCACAAGGAAUGGAUUUCCAGAACACAGGCAGUGUUUCUAAUUGACAUCAAUUAGGAUAAGUAUUUUAUGCCUCAAUACUGUUCCAAAUCAGCACCUAAAUGUUCUAUAAAUGUGACUAAGGAGCCACCACUUGUGAAACACAGAAGCCAGAUGUCAUGCCAGAUGCACGCAAUAACCUGUUCCAAGAAAAGCUGCCACCAGAUGCUUUAGAGAGCCAUUUCUCAACUGAGGGCCAUAAUAUCACGGAGGUUACAAAAAUUAAGUGGAGGUGGUUCAUCAGUGUUGUUCCAAAUUCUGGCCUUUCUCUGGGCAGAAUAAAUACUGGCAAGCUCCCAGUACAUGCACAGUACUAUUAUCCAAUGUCAUUAACUGGUCUUUACUGUUGUUUUCCUCUAAUUUUUACAGUGCAAGUGAUGGAAUUACUUUUUAAACUUCAAGUAAGUUGUCUAUAGUACAAACAUUGUGGGCCAUACUGAAGAACUGUUACUGCUCAGAAGUGCAAAAUCAUCUGUGAUUGCUGCAGCAUGUCCCACGAUUCUCUGCUACUGACUGAUGGGUUUUAUUCACUUGCUUUGCAGUAACACCUUGAAGGCCUCUGGGAGUGAUUGUGCCAUUUCAUCCAUGCUGCAAAUCUCUGGAGGUGAAAUCAAACUACAUCACAUCAAUGUAUGGCCCUUAAUGCCUCAAGUUUAAAAGCAGCAAAUCAAGUGAAGACAGCAACAAAGAAAAGGCAGCAUACAUAACAGUUAAUUUGACUGUCACACCUAUACACGACUUGCAGGUCAUUGUAAUUUAAAUAUUGUGGGUCGUGCAUGGCUGAACAGCUGAAAAGCAUUCCAGAUGUGACUAAGAAGUGCUACUGAGUUCCAAAUGAUGUUUCAAGCUCAGCUCUCUCAGCGUAUGUUAGAAACAAAAGGAAGUAAAGCUCUGUAACUGAGACACAGUGGCCAUUCUCUACAUGCACCUAUUUCAGUGGGGUCUCAUGACCCCCUGAGCUCUGCAGCCUGGAGUUCCACAAUGAUAACAGAUCUUUGCACUUUCUGCUGGUGAGAAUUCCAACUCCUUUGGGGAACAAGGAAAAUAAGUGGCCUUCUACCACUGGAAGAAAUGUUUCCAAACUGACUAAGGCCUGGCUGAGCUCUGGAAAAUGUAGCAAAAGAAGCUGUAUCCAUAUGCAUUCAUAACACAGCAUCCAGAAGACAACAUAAGGAAGAAAAUUUAACUGCACAAGGGACAGUGUCCCUUAUAUCCAAUUAUGUCCUUAUAUCCAAUAUCUCCAAUUUUAGUCCCUGGAAGUUACACAACCAGCAGAUGAAGGCUGUGCUACAGCAACACAAUUUAGCUGGAGAAUAAAUGCAUCAAGUUAUGCAGAUUGACAACACCUUGACCUUUUGCAUUUCCACAUAUUAGGCACUGGAUGAAGCAGUAAUACCACUGAAGUCAAACGCAAAAUUUAUGCAACUUCCAUGAGGACAGGAUUUAAACCAGGAGCUUUUGAAAUGGGAGAGCAUGAGUAAAGACAGUCUAUGUCCUUCACUGAGAGAAAUCCGUCUAUCCUGACUCCAAAGUGUGACCACUCUGCCAGGAAUGGAAACUACGUAGCUCUGGAAGAUUUCAGAUUGAUAUUAAAAUUCAAGACAUCAACAUUUUUUUUCUCUAAGUGAACGCAAUAAUUAUGUACUUUGAAUGUGCUGAAAACAAAGUCAGUUAACAAAACCCAAAACUUAAUCCAGGACUACUAAUUUUCAAGAUCUCCCAGAGGUAUGUAGAAGACUUUUUACCAUGAAAAGUAAUUCCCACUAGGCCAGAGUGACUAUGAAUUUUCAUGGAAAGCUUUGUCAUUCUCAGCUAUGCAAAUGAAAUUCAGAUAACCCAUAGAGUCAGUCUACAGAACCCUAAAAUGCUUUAAGAACAGUUAAGAAUAAAAGAGGCCUAACUGCCUGACGGUGAUGAUUACCAUGCCCUUCAGGUGAACACGAUUUCGAGCAGCAGGUGUCAGCCUCAGAGAAGCCACGUGAUGUUGCCGUGCUCCAUAUUAGCUGAGAUGGUGAUCAUGGCAGGGACCGUGAUGCUGGCUUAUUACUUCGAGUACACGGACACCUUCACCGUCAACGUGCAAGGCUUCUUCUGCUACGAGGGCGCGUACCGAAAGCCCUACCCGGGCCCGGAGGACCGCAGCGCCGUGCCGCCGGUGCUGCUCUACUCGCUGACCGCAGGCGUGCCCGUGCUGGUGAUUAUCGUUGGAGAAACUGCAGUCUUUUGUCUACAGUUAGCUACAAAGGAUUUUGAAAACCAAGAGAAAACAAUAUUAACUGGAGACUGUUGUUAUAUAAAUCCACUGGUGCGCAGGACCAUCCGAUUCCUUGGAAUUUAUGCAUUUGGACUGUUUGCUACGGACAUCUUUGUAAAUGCUGGACAAGUAGUAACAGGGAAUCUUGCACCCCAUUUUCUUGCACUUUGUAAACCCAACUAUACAGCACUUGGAUGUAAACAGUAUACCCAAUUCAUCAGUAGCGUACAUGCCUGCACUGGAAAUCCAGACCUUAUCAUGAAAGCCAGAAAGACUUUCCCAUCCAAAGAAGCAGCGCUAAGCAUAUAUGCAGCUAUGUAUCUGGCUAUGUAUAUCACCAACACAGUGAAAGCCAGAGGAACAAGGCUUGCAAAACCUGUUCUGUGUUUGGGUUUAAUGUGCUUGGCCUUCCUCACUGGAAUCAACAGAGUAGCAGAGUAUCGAAAUCACUGGUCAGAUGUAAUAGCAGGAUUUGUAAUUGGAAUAUCUAUAGCAGUAUUUUUGGUUGUUUGUGUGGUAAAUAACUUCAGAGGACGUCAGCCAGAACAUGAACAUUCUCAUCUGGAUAAUCUGACCCAGAUGCCCAUGAUCAGCAUACCCAGAGUAGAAAGCCCUCUAGAAAAGAACCACAUCACGGCCUUUGCAGAAGUCACAUGAUGUUGAUGCUGAUGUGUAUUCACUCCACUGGACUUCAUCUCUUUUCACAGCCCACACAUGAUAUUUGCAGAGUAUCAAAAAUAAGAAAUUUUUAGAAGUCCUCUUUCUGACUUGAUUUUUACAUCACUAAAAUGAUACCAACAUUUUGAAGAAUUCUUAAAUAUUAGAACGUCACUUUACUUUCUAGCAAAAAUAUUAACUGUUUACUUUUAUGAUGGAAUGGGACAAACUGAGCACUAAUUAUCUGACAUUACCCUCUAUUUUGGCUUCUCAUUGUUUUCAAUGGUUCAUGUACCUAUUCCAACAGUACUUUGUAUUUUGAUUUAACUUUGAUUUUUAAAAUCUACAUUUUUAAUUCCGCAUGAACUUGUUUCCAUUUGAGGCAAUUUCAAUGUAUAAAAACUAGACAAAUAUUAUGUUCUGUAUGAAAAUGCUGUUUGCACAUUGUAUUACGCUGUAUUCCAUGUAAGAUAUCAUUCAAACGGUAUGUUAUAUGUAAGACUGGUGCUUCUGCUUUUGAAGAGAAAAAAAUGCCAAUUUUUACUGUAAUAAGUAUUGUAUCAUAAUUAAAAGUUUAUUUAUUUGGAUAUUUUCCUGACAUAAUUGUAGUUGAAUUGUUGUUUUGUAGUUCUUGAAUGUCUUGGAUGACUUAUAUGUAUCUAGGUUAAAAGAAGUGAGAAUAAUUUAGCGAGUUUGAUCUUUGAUAUAUUCUUUAUUACUAAUGAUAUCCCAGGAAAGGUUAAGGGCUCCAUUCUUAGCUUAGCAUAUCUGAUGGGAAGCCGUGCUAUUCAUAAAUCAUUUAAACAAAUUACUCAAGGCAGCCUGCAUCUUCUCAUGAUUGUUGUACUCCCUGAUACUGUGCUGGGAGAAUGGGUGCUAAGAUAAGAAGAGGGUCACCAGCUUAGUGAGAAAAGUUCAUCUGAGUUUCUACUCUCCAUUUUCAUGGAAAACUCAUGGAAAAACCAAAAUGUCUCAAUUAAUUUUUUUUUUUCAGCCUAACUGACCAGGACAGGCAGACUUUCUCUCUACAAAUCCUUGUAUGUCUGUGUUGGAGGCUCAUAUUCUUAAAAAAAAAAAAAAAGAAAGAAAAAAAGAAAGAAAGAAAAAAAAAAUCCUCUGCCAGCCUGCAUGGUGUUGACAGAUUGAUUUUUCUUCAACAUCAGCCAAUGUUACCAUAUCUCUGUUAUUGCUGUGAAUAUUCAGCUUAAGCCCCCGCUUUGGAAGAGUCUUGCUUAUCAUUCGUAGUGAAAUUGUCCUAUAAAAAUUGAGCACCAAAUGGAUCUGAAUAUUCUGAAGACAUUGUUAACAUGUGCCAGGCAGUGUCCCUCUGGCAAGAGCAGAUAAAAUGCAGCACUAGAGAAACAUUGAGAACACUCUUGGUCAGUGCAGGCUGUUGAGCAUUUUAGGCCUUAAAUUUUCCAGAGUUCAUUGUAUUUCCUGUGCAUUAAUCAUUGUUAGAGUAUGUUUGAAACACAAUGAUGUAGAAUCAGGUGUAUUUUUUCUAUGAUGAAUUUUAAUGUAUUCUCAUAUAGUCAUCAGGUAAUGCCUGCUUUUACUUUGUUUUAACCUCUGCUUUCACUAAGAUACAACUACCUAAAGAGUGCUUGGCAAACACGGCAAGGCCAAGUCAUCUCUGAGUGCAAUAGAACAUAUGCCACAAAGUCAUUGUGCUAAGCUGAGAAUUAAGAGAUUGAAGAAAUAUAUAUGUGGGGAGAAAAGACCUAGAAUAGAGUCCUUAGCUACAGCUAGGUUACUUAGGUGAUUGAAAAUCCACCUUUAUUAGACUAUCAACUGUGUUUACAAAAUUGUAGUAGAUCCAAAGUUUGUAUCACCGUGUUAAACUCACUUACCCUGCCCUUAGUCUAGGUAGUUAGGUUCCAAGGUACUAAUGAUUUCUGUGUGUGCAGAUUUAAAUGAAAUGUUCACUCAUUUUUGCAUGGUAGCAAAUCUGCGUUUUUUAUAUCUGAUUUAUAAGAUUACCAAGAGAUUCUUUUAUGUUAAAAGAGAUGACUCUUUUUCAGUGUACUGUAUAUCAUCAGCUUGUAACUGGUCUCUUUCUCAGGAUCUUUCCCAGUCAAAUAUUUGGGUUAAAAUUAUCAUACUAUCUCUGUGAACCAGCAGUGAGAAAACAAAAAGAGAGACACUCUGCUGUAUAAUGUAUUUUUAAAUAAAAUAAUUUUUCAUUCAUA
Passer montanus (Eurasian tree sparrow) is the source of this 5310-nucleotide messenger RNA. RefSeq names its product phospholipid phosphatase related 5 (gene PLPPR5). The transcript has 9 exons. Gene Ontology annotation, biological process: phospholipid dephosphorylation; phospholipid metabolic process; signal transduction. The record is from RefSeq and is a predicted model, not a curated record. Gene Ontology annotation, molecular function: phosphatidate phosphatase activity. Bases 2192 to 3121 code for a protein of 309 amino acids. NCBI's taxonomy places the organism in Eukaryota, Metazoa, Chordata, Aves, Passeriformes, Passeridae.